AUGGAUUGGAACGAAAGCUCGACGGGUCUGCCGUCCAACGCGAGUAAAGACUACGAGGACUACAACCCCGACGCCAGUAAAAUCCUCAUCCCGUCCAUUUAUGUCGUCGUCUUCUGCGUGGGCCUAACUGGCAACGCCAUGGUUAUCUACGUCAUUCUCAAGUACGCCAAAAUGAAAACGGCCACCAACAUCUACAUCCUGAACCUGGCAAUCGCCGACGAACUCUUCAUGCUGAGCGUCCCUUUCUUCGCCACGUCCGCCGCAGUGCGACACUGGCCCUUCGGCUCGGUCAUGUGCAGACUGGUGCUGAGCGUGGACGGCAUCAACAUGUUCACGUCCGUCUUCUGUCUCACCGUGCUGAGCGUGGACCGCUACGUGGCGGUGGUGCAUCCUAUUAAAGCGGCGCGCUACCGCCGACCCACCGUGGCCAAAGCGGUUAACGUCUGCAUCUGGGGCUUGUCGCUGGUGGUCAUCCUGCCCAUUGUUAUCUUCGCCGACACCGUCCCGGCAGAGGACGGCGCCGUGGACUGCAACUUUCUCUGGCCGGAGGCCUCCUGGUCCGAAGCUUUCGUGGUCUACACCUUUCUUCUGGGCUUUCUCCUUCCCGUGGGAGCCAUAUGUUUGUGCUAUUGCCUCAUGGUGGCCCGGAUGCGAGCGGUGGGGCUGAAAGCCGGCUGGCUUCAACGGCGCAACUCCGAGAAGAAGAUCACCCGCAUGGUGCUUCUGGUGGUGGCCGUCUUCGUCCUCUGUUGGAUGCCCUUCUACGUGGUCCAGCUGGUCAGCGUCUUCCACGGGCCGCCGAACCCGGUGCUCACCCAGCUUUUCGUCAUUCUCAGCUACGCCAACAGCGGCGCCAACCCCAUCCUCUACGGCUUCGUGUCCGAUCACUUCCGACGCUCCUUCCAGCGCAUCGUCUGCUUCCGCUGGCUGGAGUCCGGCGUGGACGCCGAGCAGGUGGACUACUGCGCCGUGGCGGCCGAGGGACGAGUCGCCUGCGCCCAACCGGAGUUCCCCAAAGACUUCGCCGCCUCUGAUUCCAUCUUUCCUAAUGGAAUGUGUGCCUCACGCACGUCUGCAGUGUGA
Messenger RNA from Nerophis lumbriciformis (worm pipefish), 1083 nucleotides. The record is from RefSeq and is a predicted model, not a curated record. NCBI's taxonomy places the organism in Eukaryota, Metazoa, Chordata, Actinopteri, Syngnathiformes, Syngnathidae.